Messenger RNA from Opisthorchis viverrini, 1180 nucleotides. RefSeq lists its product as hypothetical. Lineage: Eukaryota; Metazoa; Platyhelminthes; Trematoda; Opisthorchiida; Opisthorchiidae. The record is from RefSeq and is a predicted model, not a curated record. The coding region runs from base 1 to 1080 and encodes 359 amino acids. The transcript has 7 exons.
AUGCCGUGGCAGGAUCUCCGUGAGGGGGCGAGAAGCGUCGAAUCAAAGAUGCUCGCUCCGGAUUGGCUGGUAUUCCGACCAAUCAGAGCACGCCUUAUUUUGGUCCAUGUCGUGCGUGUGGUAUCCGUUCGAAUGGUGGUGUUCGGGGUUCAAGGGACGAGAUGGCUCAAGUUGUUGGAGCGCGAAUUUACUGACCGCAAGCCUCAUGAUUCGAGCCCUACCUCUAUGUCUCGAUUUUCCCUGUCUAGGCUUGGACACCCUGACAGUAGCCCAUCCAUCAAGAUGGCCCAAGUGAGCGAGAAUUUACUGACCGGAAGGUCCGGUGGUUCGAAUCCGACCCCUGCCACUCGACUUCCCCUGUCUAAGCUUGGGCAACCUGGCAGUAUCCCAGCCCUUGUGCUUCCUUCGGGUGGCAUGGCAGCUAAACACCGGAAGGGUGUUUUCUUCCCACUGUACGACUUUCAUCACGUGCCGGUACCAAAUGAGUGCCCUUGGAACCCGCACCUAGAUCUUUACAACUUGCAGGAAUUGAUGAAGACACAGAAUUCCGCCCGGGACUGGCAAUGUAAUCAGUGCUGGAAGCGGUUUUAUUCCGAACAUGCAUUAGACUUGCACAUGGACAAUCGACAUCGUUCCACUGUAUACACAGGCCCAAAUGCCACCUGUUUGGCUCUCUUCUGUCCCCUUCUCCGUUGUGACGUGCUGCACCCCGAUUUGGCUUUCGGCGAUCAAGUUUUCUGGGACGAGGCAUUGUGUACGGAGUCCCGGUUUGAGGGUCUGCGAGUACAAUGUGAGACUGCAAUUUGCGAUCACUUAAACUGUUCAAAGUACUGGGAAAUUCCCGACCAUCGAUCCUCCACUCCGACCGAGUCCCACGUCCUACUGAUAUUCCUCGCAAUCACCGGCGUCAUCAUCUAUUACGUCACCGUAUUGAUGCGAAUCAGCGGUCAACCAUACUCAAUACCAGCUUCCAGUCUUUCCUCACCUUACUAUUUUGAGGCAUUGAAGGCCACAAUGCAGUCUCGCGAAAGGAGUACUCACACACAACGGCACUCGGCUUCACGAUUCCGACGUCGAUGACCGGGUCAAUAAGCACAGACUUUCAAAGCACUUUUAGCUGUGAUCCUAAAAAAUAUGCAGUGUAUCUAAGCUCUUUUGUACAGAACACGGUACCAUCUUU